GAAGUUGUUGGCAAUACUGGAACUUGAAGAUGCCAACGCUUCAGAGCUCUUAGCUAACCUUCAUUUCCUCUUCAGUUCAGAAAAAUUUGCAGAUGGCAUGUUAAUUUGUGAAUCUAGUCAUUUUAGAAUUCACAGAGUAAUUGUUUCGUCUGUUAGCAACUAUUUAAAAAAAAAAUUUGAAGAUGGUCAUCAGCUGUUGGUUUUGGAAGAUAUUAAAUCUGAGAUUUUAUCUCUUGUUUUAAAAUUUAUUUAUGGAGGAUAUGUAGAGGUAAAAGAAAACAAUCUUCCAGCAUUUAUAAAAGCAGCAAAAUUUUUACAGAUUAACAACAUUUGGUGUAAUGAAGACAUUGAGAAAGAUCUGCAAAAUGGAAAUGAUGCUUUUCAGAGAAAGCCACAAAAUUUAGAUAAAUCAGCUCUUUUAUCAGAUCAUGAGGCCCCUGAAAAAGAUGACCAGAUUACACUGGAAGAAAAACUUAAAAAAAAUGGUGUUCUUAUUACAGGUAAUAGAGAAAGAACACUUCUUGGUAUCCCUGCAUGGUUGUUAUCAAGUAAAAGUGUGUCUAUAUCUACAACAGUGCAGUCUGACAAAAAGAAAGAAAAUAGGCUGGGAAGUCACAUGGAUACCUCACAUCAAGCAUCAGAUCUCGAUGAAGAACCUUAUUAUUUGGGAACAGUGCGUCAUCAACAAGGUAAAAGGAAGUAUGAUGCAAAUUCCUUUUCCCCGCAGAAAUGGUUGAAUUAUAGUUCUUAUAAAAAAGUAAUAAGCCCACUACACCCCCUCAAAGAAAGUGUAAUGAAAAGUCAUCAGAUAAGUCCAUCAACUCAUGUCAAGAAUUGUCCACCAGGUUUGGUAAAAACUAGACAGCCUGUUUUAAAAAAUUCAACAACAUACAAAGUUUCUGAUGUUCCUAAACCACAGAAAAUUAAUUACCUGACACCAGUGUCACCUAACCAUAAGGAAAAUUGUAUUACAGUUCCAGUUCAGGCAGAAGAACCACCUGUUAGAAAAAUUAAUUAUGCUCAACCUACCCACCUCACAGAAGUGGAAUUUCCAGAUUGCUCAGAAAAAAGUUCACAGAUUGAUUCAUCCAUUACCCAUAUAGCCUCAGAGACACUGCCUCACAUUGGAAAUAAUGAAGAAAUAGUCUUAAUCAUUGAUGGAUCACUUGAUAUUGUAGAACCUGAGGUAAUUAAGAAAACAGAAUCUGUGACUCUGGAUUUCUCAGAGCAUCUCUAUGAAGAAUUGCCAGAUUUAGAAGACUCUCCUUUCAUAGGUUUUGAAACACCAGAUUUGAUAAAUGUUAAUAUGGAGAAUGAUCAAACUCUAAAUGAGAAGACUUUGACUACUUCCGAUCCCUGGAUAAGUUCAAUUGAAAGGCAAGGACCCAUAAUAUGUGAACAGAGUACAGGAGGUAAUGUGAAUGAAAAUGUGACAGAUACUACCAAAAAGGGUAAUGAUCAACAGGAGGAACCACAAGAUCAAACACCAGAUGGGAUGAUGACCUUAACCCCUUUUGAUCCCUUGAGAAGUUCAAAUGAAAGUCAAGGGCCCAUAACACGCAAAUGGAGUAAAAGUACAGUGGGUAAUGUGAAUGAAAACGUGACAGAUAUUGCCAAAAAGAAAAACAAGAAGACGAUAGUAUGUGGGUUCUGUAAAACUAGGUGUAACAAUAAGAUGGCAUUGGAGAUGCACAUGAGAACUCACAUUGGGAAGAAGUAUUACACCUGCUCAUCUUGUACAUACAAGGCUGUUACAAAGAAAGCUCUGCAAAAUCACAUAGCUAGAACACAUAGAAGAAAGGUUUUAUUAAAUGAUGAAAAAACUUACAAUAUAUUUUAGAUGAGAAAGGUUUUCAGUUAAACGGGAGGAAUGUGGAUAUUUGCCAUGAUAUUUCCCCAGCAUCAAGCAAUGAUAGAUAAUUUACCACUAUCUUAGGUCAACAAAAUACAUCUAUCUUUGUACUGUGGACUUUAUUAUACUACUGUACUGGUUUAAAAGUUAUAUUUUCUUAUAGUACCAUCCACAGUGAAAAUAUUUUUUACUGAUUUGUUGCUUUGUAAAAGACCACAGUACCAAGCUCCAGUUUUCAGGUUUGAAAUGUUAACAAUAUUUUUGGUUAGAGCAUGAUAGUAUUUCAGUUAUUUAAUUAUAUUUCUGUAGUAUCCCUAAACAUACAGAUGUUUUUCCAUUCUUAAAAUUUGCUCACCUUGUUGGCAAGGUGUAUUAUUGUUUUUUUUUUUUACUAGUACGUCAUGUAGCUGGUUCUUGAAUGCACAAGUGUAGGAAAGUGAUACCCCAAAGGAAAUCUGAUUAUCUGAUACAACUUGCACUUGUUUGAUUUAGUUACAAAGUAGUAUCAUUUGUGUUAAGGUGAAGUGAUGUCUAGAAGAAAUAUUUUUAAUUUCAGAGUGAAUGUAACUAGUUUUUACUUUAAUUUCAAAGUGAAUAUAACUAUAGUUUUUAUAAAUUAACAGUUCUGUUAAGGUAAUUUGAGUCUUGAAUUUGAGCUAGUUUAGGAAUAGUUUGCAAAUUUAGUGAUUAUUCUUUGCUGCUACACAAAUGAAAAUUUAAAUUGAAUUAUGGAGUAUUCAAGUAAUUUAGACAGCAGUAUACAGAAUUUUUUUCAGAUAUCAAGAGAAAUAUACUGAUUUAGUUUUUGUUUCAUAAGUUAUGAACUUCUUUUAUUCUCUAUGAUAUUUUUGUUAAAAUUAUAAUUUUAGAUGAUUAUAUUAAAUAAAUAUUUUUAUGACAA
Macrobrachium nipponense is the source of this 2753-nucleotide messenger RNA. RefSeq names its product zinc finger protein 40-like. The record is from RefSeq and is a predicted model, not a curated record. Lineage: Eukaryota; Metazoa; Arthropoda; Malacostraca; Decapoda; Palaemonidae. The transcript is spliced from 5 exons. Gene Ontology annotation, molecular function: protein binding; RNA polymerase II cis-regulatory region sequence-specific DNA binding; DNA-binding transcription factor activity, RNA polymerase II-specific. Bases 98 to 1840 code for a protein of 580 amino acids. Gene Ontology annotation, biological process: regulation of transcription by RNA polymerase II.